This is a messenger RNA of Anastrepha ludens (Mexican fruit fly), 2003 nucleotides long. RefSeq lists its product as uncharacterized. The transcript has 4 exons. Bases 727 to 1647 code for a protein of 306 amino acids. The record is from RefSeq and is a predicted model, not a curated record. Lineage: Eukaryota; Metazoa; Arthropoda; Insecta; Diptera; Tephritidae.
UUUAAGGUCUCUUGCAGAGCAGAAGUGAAUUCGAAUUGAGCGGGACUAAUUGUUUUAUUUUGCUAAAACUUACGAGAAACAGGGAGAAUUUUUAAAUAUUUUUAAAAUUUAUGAAAGAAAUAAUAUUACAACAGAUAUUUCAAAAAUAAAAAUUAGAAAAAGUUAAGCGAGACAUUUUCCUCUAUUCAACCAACCCACUGCGAAUAAAACAACCAAAGUGCAUUUCAGUGAUAGAUGCAACUAAUCACAGAAAUUAAGACAUUUUUUGUUAUACAAAAAAUUUUGCAUUAAGAAAAAUCACAUUUUUGCAAAAAGUAGCCUAAAAAACAAACGAAAGCGUGAACAGUAAAAAUUGCGUGAGGCACGCAACAAAUUGUAAUUUAAAGAAAUAGGGAACUUGUGAAAACUCACAGUGAAAAUUUGUUAAAGAAAAAGAAACAACGACAAACAUAGUGAAAGUCACAAAAGCUAUUUGCGGGCUGGCAAUACAAACUGCAAAUAUAUUGAAAGGGUAAAAAAAAUUCAAUAACAAAAAUCUUGCACAUUUUGCGUGCAUUUCUCGAGGGAAACAUUGGUGCAGCAAAUUGUAUACGUUCAUUUAGCCACUCGACCACACUCAACGCUAACCAAAGAAUUGGUUCCAUAUUUACAACAAAGCAAACCAGCAACGGUGAUAGUACUCGUAAUAGUGAUAAAAGCAGAGUCAACGACAGCAACAGCCUUAAAAUGACAAGUGCGACAGCCACCAAUCUAAAUCGCUCACAUAGUUUUGUGAAUGCACUGAGGUGGUGGCCACUCCAGGGUCACAACCAUCAGUCGAACAAUGCAGCACAAGGAAGCGGCGGCGGUGGUGGUGUUGGUGGUGGAGGUGGGGGUGUAGGUGGCGGCGCCAGCGCAGCCAGCGGAUUAAGCUUGUUGGGAUAUCUACACAAUAAAAAUUCAACGUUUGGCAGCUCUGUGGCGGUGCAAAAGCUACGUGAAUCUAAGUGGUUCAAGCGCGAUGAGCAGCGCAUUUUCUGUGCCGUCGUUGAAUGUGGCUUCAUUGUCGAGGUGCGCAGCAGCAGCAGCAACACCAACAACAGAAAUAACAAACGUACAAUGCGCAGUAAUAGUAGCGGCAGCGGAGGCAGCGGUGUUGACGAAUAUGAUGUUGACGACGACAAUGACGAUGAGGAUGAGGAGACGCUGCCGUUGCCAAUGAGGGCGCAGGAUGAAAACGAAACACCAAUGACGUCAUGGUUCGGCAUUGUCCUGUGCAAAACGGCAAAAGACAAUAAACCUAAACCUGAAACUAUCGAGAUAUAUAGUGUGAAAAUUCGUGAUAAUGGCACAUUUAAAAUGCUCAAACUAACACUCGAGGAUAUCUGGAAUCAAGGCUGGGAACUGCGAAUUAAUAAUUUCGCCGACAAGGAGAAAUCAGCACAUAACGAAAAGGACAUACGAAAUCAGGUGUCCUUUGCGCGCAAGGCCAAACACAGUUUGUGGAAUAAUAACAAGCAUUUCGUGUAUUGGUGCCGCUAUGGUAGCCGCCAGCAAGAUGUGCGGAAGCGACAGAUGUCCGAGUGCGUAAAGUGGGGCAGCGUGGGCAUGAAUGCCGGCAUGUUGUUGCUAAUGAACAAACAAAAAUCCUACUCCACCUCCAAGUGAGGGGAUAUACAUACAUAUGCACAAGCGUAAGCAGUUAACGGCGUAGAAGAAUCCAACAAAUCCCCAGUGAGGAUUCGCGAUCGAUCAAUCAAUCAAUCAAUGGAGAGAGAUAAAGAAAGAAAUAUUGCACUGAAGAUAAGAAGCAAAAACAAAAAAAACUAAAAACAGAAACAAAAAAAAAACAAAAACAACACUGAAAAGAACGUGUAUGCCUCUACUUAAGUUUCAUUGAUUUUAUAUACACAUACAUACAUAAAUAUACACACAUAAAUACACACUCACCUAUAUACACGUACGUCAAUACAAUACGUGUGCAUACAUACAUGCAAGGGAUUUGUGGCGCUAUAAUUUUUACA